Racocetra persica is the source of this 195-nucleotide messenger RNA. NCBI's taxonomy places the organism in Eukaryota, Fungi, Glomeromycota, Glomeromycetes, Diversisporales, Gigasporaceae. The record is from the annotation of a GenBank genome assembly.
AUGACACAGUUGCCAAAAGUUUACUCUAAACUAAACAGUGAUCAGGAAAAAGAGAUUGAUGAAAUUAUUAAAAAGAUGCAGGAUGGAUUGUUUGUUAAUGAAUCUGAAAUAUCAGAACUUGGCUGGAUUGUUAAAUAUCUAUAUGAGGAAUUCUUGCUAAAGGUGGUAAUUAUCACUUUUACACCGAUCAUGUGA